CACCAUACUGCCAGACGGACUCCCAGUCGUGGGUUCGACCAUUCCCCCAUGUCUACCAUCAUGGAUCUCACCCGCCUCACUCGCCCCGCGAUCCUUUGCCAGUGUUCGCGAUGCUCGAGCUCGCUGGCGGCCCUCGAGAACGAGUGGGCCAAGCUCUCGAAUUCUUACUCCAUAGCGGCCGGAUGGCUAAGUGUCGAACUACAUCGCAUCUCCAUAUCCCACGAAAAGAAACAAAUACCGCAAUCCUCUGAACUGAGCGUCCUCCGGGGUCGCAUCUUGCAAGAGAUUUCCUGUAAGCUCUGCCAGCAGAAACUGGGAGUGCUCUGCGCUCUGGACAAUGGCCCCAAUGUCUUCUGGAAGCUUUCGAAGGUCUCGUUCCGCGAAAUUGUCACCAUGCGCACGGUUGAGCCCACAUUCAAAGAAGGAUCACUUGAACGCCUGUUAUAUUCAACCCCGGCCAGCCAAAACCGAACGCCGGUCCAGCCAGGGGCGCUGGUACCCACCGGGUCGACGGCCAUCGAGAACUACAAUGGUUCGGUCGAGCAACACAUUCAGCAUCAGGGGCUAAGCCUCGACCACAUCUCCAGCUCGGUCAGCAACCUCCACGACACCAUGUUCGAGCUGAAGAACGCAUUCACCGCCCUCCGCAUCGAAUUAAAUGGCCCCGGUCGGUUUGGAUCCGAUAUGGGUACGCCCGCCAGCAAGGAUAUGAUGAUUGCAACAGUGUUAAAAGAACUUCGAUCGAAAUCGGAUGAAAUCGAAAGGAUGAAGCUGGAAAUGGAGGCAAUGAAACUGAGGAACCGCUACGCGGAGGAACAAUCGGCUAAACCGCUACCUCCGCCUAUGUUGAGCGCAGACGUGGGGAUGCUUCCGGAAGUCCGGAGCCCAGGUCUACUCCAAGGGAGCAGGAAACGCCCAUGGCCAGACUCGUUCCCGAGUGGCCGUACCCAGCCCAUCGGGGACUCAUUCGACGAAACCGACGAUGAUGACAGCAUUGCAGACUUCACCCUGGAAGACGUGAACAUUCCGCCCGUCAAGAUUCCUAUAAAGGAUCCCCAAUCAAUGCAUACCACUACCGAUACGACGCACGAGCCAACCCCGUCUGGAACCCCACAACUUCGCAUCGAACGCGGCCAGUCUGAACGCCAGACUCCCCACCUUGAGAAUGGGCUGGGUCAGAACCACGAGACCGCCUCGAACUCGCCACACGAGGCCAUCCUCAAACGUCCUCGCCUAGCUCAGCCCUCAGACAAACCUUCUACUGGGAAAAAAGCUGGACGGCCACCCCGAAAAUCCUUAAACAACCAGACCUCCAAACCCGACAACAUCCUCAGCCCCAAACCCACACCACUUACCGAGCAAAACGGGAAUCUCAGCAGCACCGCCACCAACAACAAAGACGCCCAACCCACUGAACCGAGCCCCAGCGAUUCCCGCGUCUCAAAAGAAACGCGCCCCAACCGCUCCCGAAGCCUACGAAGUCGCUCUCGACCUCCCUCACGGCGUAUCUCCGCAGCAAACGCGGCCAGCCACCACCCAGAACCAGAGCAGACCCCCACCACCAACAACAACAACAACAACAACAACAACAUCAACACUAACACCAACAACGAACACGCAAACAAAGAAGGUCCCGAACAGACCGAAUCACAUCUACUCAGCGCCGGAAAAGAAAACUCCCACGUGACCACAAACGGAGUUCACAAGCCGGAAACCAGAGAAAAGCGUAAAGCCCAGACCGCUGCGCGGGACAUUAUGGUGCGAUUAGCUAUGCAGCGCGAGGAAGCGAUGGAAACCGAGGACUCCCGGUGAGUUUGGAGAGCUGGAGCUAGACUGUCUUGUCUCCUUCUAUCAAUGUAUUAGGUACAUUCGAUUUACCUUCCUUCCUUCAUUUUCUUCUUCUAUGUGUUUGUACAAAAGUGGCCGUUUUUGUUCCAUCUUUAUAUUUUACAGAUUUAGGAACUGGUAGGUCAGUUAGUCAGUCAGUCAGUCAUCACUGGCUGGACUAGAUUGUCCACGCUUUCCUCCCCCCACCCCCACCCUAGGGCCUAGGUCUCUGUUCUCAAUGAUAUCCCCAGAU
Molecule: messenger RNA, 2080 nt
Organism: Aspergillus heteromorphus CBS 117.55
Lineage: Eukaryota; Fungi; Ascomycota; Eurotiomycetes; Eurotiales; Aspergillaceae
Exons: 2
Coding region: 49-1812 (587 amino acids)
Source: RefSeq, a predicted model, not a curated record